UUAGUCUAGCUAAUGGGAGGCGAGACAUGAGCCUUGGGUGAGCGUUCAUUUGCUGUCCUUGAUUGAGCGGUGUGUUCUGAGGGGCGUGCCCCACCAUUUUAAUAUCCCAUAUCCUCUCUGCCACGUUGAGGAGGCAGUCCAAGACCAAGAGCUUCUAUCCUCAGCCUUGAGAAUAGCACACCAACACAUUGGACGCAUCCACCCUCGGCGUUCUCGACAGCAUCUCAGCUUGUUGCGAUGGUCCAGCUCAGUGAGCUUAACCGCGUCGCCAUCGCAGAAAUCUGCGUGUACACACCAUCCCUCUUCAUCGCCAUCCUCCUGUCCAUCCGCCACGGCUUUGGCCGCAGCUCGGGCUGGAUGUAUCUGAUUCUUUUCUCCGUCAUGCGCAUCCUGGGGAGCGGGCUCCAGCUGGGCACGAUCGAUGAUCCAACGAACGUCAGCCUCUACAUCGGCGCCAGCACCCUGCAGAGUAUUGGCCUGUCCCCCUUGAUCCUGACCAUGCUGGGCCUGCUGAGCCGAGUUCUCGGCAGCAUCCGCCAGAACCGCACCACGCUGAUCACCCCAAGGCACAUCCGUCUGGUCCAGAUUCUAGUUCUCGUCGGCCUCGUCAUGGGUGUCGUUGGCGGCAGCAAGAUGGGCAGCGUCGUCAGCAGGGCCAUCGAGGAUGGAAACCGCAACUAUGCGAUCCCGGGUGCGACCCGGGCGGGACUGGCCCUCACGAUAUCCGGCUACGGCAUCCUCACCAUCGCCACCUCCUCCACCGGCUUCCAGGUCCGGUCCGCCGAGCCGGGCGAGAAGCGGCUCCUUCUGGCCAAUGCGCUCGCACUUCCGUUUAUGCUCGUCAAGGUCGUGUACUCGUGCCUCGCGACCUAUACCACCGAGCCCAACUUCAGGGCCUUUGGCGGCUCCAUCGCGACCUAUACGAACUACCUGUUGGGCAUGUCCGUCAUCAUGGAGAUGGCUGCCGUGGCCAUCAUCGAGGGCAUUGGCUUGACCCUACAGCGGGCAACCGUAGGGCAGAAAGAGGCGGAAACCCCUCUGGGUACAGUUACUUCACCACCAACAUAUAGUUCCGAACCAGUUCCUACACCGUCUCAUUAUCAGGAAUCCGGCGUAGAGCGCGUGUGAGUUGGUGGCUCCCAGAAGCAAGAUUGUGUGUGCUGGUUUGUUUUUUUCGCCCAUUUUUUCUUCUCUUAUUUGGAAGAAGGGGCUUCUUAUUCAGUUCGAUAUAUACCCAAUAGAGUAGGCCCUGCAGCCACGGCGGUUGUUGGAAUGCGCGCUGCGAGAAAAGAGUUCGAGGACAAAUUAGUUAUUUCUUUUUCUUACGUAUAUGCCACAUACACGCCACGUUUAUACCUCUUGGCAGAGCGUCAUUACAUGACACGAACACAGUCCGACUCAUUUCGCAGAGCCAUCGAUGGAUUCGACCGUAGGCCGACUCCUACCUGUGUAUCACUAACACUCAAGCACCUUCCGUGCUACCUUAGGUAGGUACCUACGUGUAGAUAAGGUAAGGCUGAACGAUAGCGCCGGGAUUUCCCAACCGGGGACGACGGUGCGUCGUUUUGAAUGCGAGCGCGUUAUGU
Messenger RNA from Phialemonium atrogriseum, 1586 nucleotides. RefSeq lists its product as uncharacterized. The transcript has a single exon. Bases 238 to 1128 code for a protein of 296 amino acids. The record is from RefSeq and is a predicted model, not a curated record. Lineage: Eukaryota; Fungi; Ascomycota; Sordariomycetes; Cephalothecales; Cephalothecaceae.